UGAACCCAAAAUAUUGGUCCUAGUUCCCACAGUUCCUUUGGACUAGUUCAUUAUAGAACAACGUAACAAGAUAAAAACAAUAUCAGCUGGGGGGUUAACGACUUCUGGAUUUUCAUUGUUUUGAUAAGAAAAGAAAACAAAAAAGACGGAAUAAGAAGUGCAACGAUGGCAGCAACAACAGCAGCGGGCGAAGAUGAUGUUACUCAACAAGAUAUGACUUUUACCAAAGAACUGAGGGCUGCAACAAAAGAAGUUCACAAACUAAGCGAUGUUCUUGUUAAUGCGAAGUUUGCAUUUGCCUUAUCUGAUGAUGCUGUAUGGUAUGAUGGGCUUUUAAGUUUCUAUGAGAUUUAUAAAUUCUUGGAAAACAAUUUACCCGAUGAAUUGUUGCCCACUGAACUUCGUCGUACUGAGGCAUUCGAGAAGGACUUUGCCUACUUUUAUGGUGCAGACUGGAAAGAUACCUAUGAAGUGCGUCCAGCAGUACGUAAAUACUUGGAUCAUUUGGAAGAGGUUAAUAAAAAGGAUAAGUUGCUCCUCUUCGCCUAUGCUUAUCAAAUGUAUAUGGCUUUAAUGUCUGGUGGUCAGUUGCUGCAGAGGAAACGUAUGAUAGCACGUAAAUUAUGGCCUGGCUCAAAUGGUGUAACAGCUGCCGAAGAAGAACAGCUGGAACAGUCAGAGAAACCCACAGAUCCAGAUGAUCUGACCACCAGACCCAUGCCAGUACAGGUUUCCAUUUGUCCCGAGGGAUGUGCUGCAACAUAUUUCCCGUUGAAAAUUGCUGUGCUAAAGGGUAAACUGCGUAAAGUUCUCAAUGAUAAUUAUGGGAAAUUCGAUGAAAAAAUGAAAGCCGAUUUCAUUGAAGAAAGUAAGAAUGUAUUUUUGUACAACAGCGAUGUGGUGCGUUCCAUUAAGGGUGUAAAUCGUGCCAAUAUUAAAAAAUUGGCUAUUGUUGUGGUCUUUUUUGUUGGUAUAUAUUUGGCUAUAAAAUUGGGAAAACGUUGAAUUGCCAUAUAUUGUUGAAAUCUAACAUUUGUAGUUAUAUAAGGUAUGUAGUAGUAGAACUUGCAUAAAAAAUUGCAAUAUAUAUUAGAGGACAAUUAUUUUAUAUUUUACUAAUUGAAUAUCAUAUUAUUUUGUGAUUUUACUAACAUUCUGACUAAAUAAAUCUAUAUUAUAGUGACCAAAA
Messenger RNA from Musca domestica (house fly), 1189 nucleotides. RefSeq lists its product as uncharacterized. The record is from RefSeq and is a predicted model, not a curated record. Lineage: Eukaryota; Metazoa; Arthropoda; Insecta; Diptera; Muscidae. Gene Ontology annotation, biological process: heme oxidation. Gene Ontology annotation, molecular function: heme oxygenase (decyclizing) activity. The coding region runs from base 166 to 1005 and encodes 279 amino acids. The transcript is spliced from 3 exons.